Haliaeetus leucocephalus (bald eagle) is the source of this 1584-nucleotide messenger RNA. It is a transcript of the gene FARS2, whose product is annotated as phenylalanyl-tRNA synthetase 2, mitochondrial. Gene Ontology annotation, molecular function: tRNA binding; phenylalanine-tRNA ligase activity; ATP binding. The transcript has 6 exons. Lineage: Eukaryota; Metazoa; Chordata; Aves; Accipitriformes; Accipitridae. The record is from RefSeq and is a predicted model, not a curated record. Bases 26 to 1387 code for a protein of 453 amino acids. Gene Ontology annotation, cellular component: cytoplasm; mitochondrion. Gene Ontology annotation, biological process: phenylalanyl-tRNA aminoacylation.
UUUCUCUAGAUCAUAAGAGUUUGCAAUGGCAAUGAUCUGGAAAUUCAUGAGAGUAGCGAAGUAUUCUAAAACAGCUUUAUCACCAAAAGUAAAGGUAAGAGGAAUUCCCACCCAUUCAAGGCAUUCUUCAUCCAAGUCUGUACCUUCAGAUUUUGGUGCCAACACACCCUGCUCAAAUACUGUGGAACUGCUUGGUAAAGCUUAUCCUCAAGAUGACUACAGCAAUGUCACAGAAAAGAUUCUUUCCAAGGUGGGGAAGAACUUGCACAACAAAAAGCAUCACCCUUUGUGGCUAAUCAAGGAGCAGGUGAAAGACCACUUUUACAAACAAUAUAUAGGACGUCGUGGGACUCCGCUCUUUUCUGUCUAUGACGGUCUUUCUCCGGUGGUUACAGUACAGCAGAAUUUUGAUAGGUUGCUUAUCCCACAAAACCAUGCCAGCAGAAGGAAAGAGGAUAACUAUUACUUGAAUCGUGAUCACAUGCUAAGAGCACAUACAUCAGCUCAUCAGUGGGACUUGAUACACUCCGGCCUAGAUGCCUUUCUGGCAGUGGGAGAUGUCUACCGCCGUGAUACAAUUGAUAACACCCACUACCCAGUCUUCCAUCAGAUGGAAGGAGUUCGCCUCUUCUCCUGUCAUGAGUUGUUCUCCAACAUUAAAGAUGGUGAAGGUUUACAGUUGUUUGAGCAAGGUCAUCGCACUGCACACAAGCAAGAGUGUCACACCAUGGAGGCAGUGAGGCUGGUGGAGUUCAACCUGAAGCAAGUGCUCACAAAGCUCAUGAAUCACAUCUUUGGUGAUGGACUGCAAGUCAGAUGGGUAGACUGCUACUUCCCGUUUACUCACCCUUCCUUUGAGAUGGAGAUCAACUUCCAAGGAGAAUGGAUGGAGGUCUUGGGCUGCGGGGUCAUGGAGCAACAGCUAGUUAACUCAGCUGGUGCUCAGGAUAAAAUUGGCUGGGCAUUUGGCUUGGGUUUGGAGAGGCUGGCCAUGAUCCUGUACAAUAUCCCUGACAUCCGACUGUUCUGGAGUGAAGAUGAACGCUUCUUGAAACAGUUUAUUGUGCCUCACAUUUGGCAAAAAAUAAAAUUCCAGCCACUCAGCAGAUAUCCACCUUUGAUCAAUGACAUCUCCUUUUGGCUGCCUUCUGAGACAUACUCUAAGAAUGAUUUCUAUGAUUUGGCUCGAACCGUUGGUGGAGACCUGAUAGAAAAGGUUGUCCUAGUGGAUGAAUUUACCCAUCCAAAGACAAAGAAGGUCAGCCAUUGCUACCGUAUCAUUUACCGCCACCCGGAGAGGACUUUAACGCAGGACGAGGUGCAUCGCAUCCAUCAAGCUAUUGAGGAAUCAGCAGUUCGAGAACUUGGGGUUGAGGGCAGGUUCUAGCAAUGCUGGUCUGAAGCCCUAAUGACAGUUGCUUUUUCCUUUUUUGUUUUUUCUCUUCCGUCUUUUUUUUUUUUUCUUUUGGGGGUUGGGGGGUACAAGUAGAGAGAGGGAGGUUUUGACUGAACCUAGCGCAUGGAAAACGAUUGAUAAAUGGGCAAUGGUAAAACUACCAGAUAAUAAACAUUACUACUGAGAAA